Colletotrichum aenigma is the source of this 1047-nucleotide messenger RNA. RefSeq lists its product as uncharacterized. The transcript is spliced from 3 exons. The coding region runs from base 1 to 1047 and encodes 348 amino acids. Lineage: Eukaryota; Fungi; Ascomycota; Sordariomycetes; Glomerellales; Glomerellaceae. The record is from RefSeq and is a predicted model, not a curated record.
AUGGAUGCUCUUCUUCAGCGCGACCCGGAGACGACUCUUGACUGGAGCCUUUCCGAAGGGAUUGCCGCCGUGCAGCUGCGCAACAACGUGGCGGACCUCUCGAAUGCAAUUUGCAAACAGUAUUUGGAUAACCUUGCGUCUCACGUCAAGAAGGGGCAUGAGGAACCACCUUCUGACGCCGAACUUGACCGCAUCCAGCGAGCACUAUAUCGAUUUGAGACAUACUGCAACAUUUUCCCACCUUUAGGUGCGUAUACAUGGCCAGCGGACGAUGUGAGAGAGGAAUGGACCACGUUCUUCGAAUCCUCUCCGUCCUGGGAAAUUGAACAAAUUGGAAGCGUGCAUGAAUCGCUUUUCCGCCUCGUUGCACCUGUCUUUAACGAUUGCGCCUUGCACGACAUAUCAUGGGGCUGGGACGAAGUGAGAUACGCUUACGAUUACGAAGAUGGUCGCGUUGAGUGGGUAUUGUCUCGUGGCCUGGUGCACGUCAACAGGGUUUUGCAUGCCACAAGCUUCCACGAGCGGUGGCUGCUCUUCGGCGGUCGCAAAGUUCUGGAGCACGACUGCAACUGGCUCUAUCAAACUUUCGAGACGUACAAGAAUCUUUUCGUCGCGAAUCGAAUAGGCUGGAUGUCUAGUAAGACACGACAUAUCAAAUCAGAAGAGACGGCCUUGGAAGAUUCCAUGUCUCCCGUCGAGAAGAUUUGGAAGUGGUCUCAUGGGGAAUUUUACCAGGACUCGGGCGACGGGAGAUAUCGGUAUGACAUGGCGAUGGAAGACCCUUUCAGGUCGCUGAGGGCAUGCGGGUAUGUUUUCUGGGAUGAGGAGAGAGUGAAGCGCAUUGGUUGGUUCGAUCAGAAUGUGGUUGACCUUGAACUUGACGUUGGAGAAGAAAUUUACAAGAAUUCGCCUUCUCUUCGACUAGAAAUACGGUCUUGGAUCAUUCGAUCCAACCUUUUUCAAGAAGGGAAAACGGGCUACUGGGAUGGAGACCCGGAAAACACAGCGAUUAAUCCUUCACAAGAAUGGAGGCUUGCGGAAGAUUGA